Messenger RNA from Juglans regia (Persian walnut), 2134 nucleotides. Its product is annotated as beta-fructofuranosidase, insoluble isoenzyme 1-like. Gene Ontology annotation, molecular function: hydrolase activity, hydrolyzing O-glycosyl compounds. Gene Ontology annotation, biological process: carbohydrate metabolic process. The transcript is spliced from 7 exons. The record is from RefSeq and is a predicted model, not a curated record. The coding region runs from base 78 to 1793 and encodes 571 amino acids. Lineage: Eukaryota; Viridiplantae; Streptophyta; Magnoliopsida; Fagales; Juglandaceae.
CCAUCUCUAUCUUCUAUCCCUUCAGGCUUUUCAAAUAAGCUUCUUUCUCUUGUGCUUCUUCUUUUUGGCGUUUGUUAAUGGACGCCUCAAAGUUUCUUUCGUGUUUUUUAUUAGUUUGGUUUCUUUGUAUGGUUUGCAACAAUGGUAUUGUCAAAGCGUCUCACAAGGUUCACCCAGAGUUGCAGUCUAUGCCUGCCGUUGAGGUGAAACAACUUCAUAGAACUGGGUUCCAUUUUCAGCCUCCUAUGCAUUGGAUUAAUGAUCCAAAUGGACCCAUGUACUACAAAGGAGUCUACCAUCUUUUCUACCAGUACAACCCAAAAGGUGCAGUGUGGGGCAACAUUGUGUGGGCCCAUUCAGUAUCAAAGGAUAUGAUCAACUGGAAACCCUUAGAUCCAGCCAUCUACCCCAGCAAGCCGUUCGAUAUAAAUGGGUGUUGGUCUGGGUCUGCCACAAUUCUCCCAGGAGAGAAGCCCAUUAUUCUCUACACUGGAAUUGACCCUCAGAAUCGUCAGGUCCAAAACCAAGCCGUUCCAGCAAACUACUCCGACCCAUAUCUCCGUGAAUGGGUAAAGCCCGAUAACAACCCUAUAAUUGUUCCCGUUGGAGGAGUGAAUGCGAGCGCUUUUCGUGACCCAACGACAGCAUGGUGGAGCAAUGGCCAUUGGAAGUUUGUCGUAGGCAGCAGGAGGAAGCAUAGAGGGAUGGCAUAUUUGUAUAGGAGUAGGGACUUUGUGCAUUGGGUUAAGGCUCAGCACCCUCUGCAUUCAUCGGCCAAUACGGGUAUGUGGGAAUGCCCGGAUUUUUAUCCGGUCUCCUCUUCUAGGAAAAGUGGGUUGGAAACAUCAGUUCUUGGGCAAAACGUAAAGCACGUGUUGAAGGUGAGUCUUGAUCUUACCAGGUACGAGUACUAUACACUUGGAACAUACGAUCCUCGAUCUGAUAGGUAUGUACCUGAUAACACAUCUGCCGAUGGUUGGAGUGGUCUAAGAUAUGACUACGGAAACUUUUAUGCCUCAAAGACCUUCUUUGAUGCCGGGAAGAACCGAAGGAUUUUGUGGGGUUGGGCUAAUGAAUCGGAUACGCCUAAUAACGAUACUUCUAAAGGGUGGGCUGGGAUUCAGCUUAUUCCAAGGACGGUGUGGCUUGACACUUCUGGGAAGCAAUUGUUACAAUGGCCUAUUAAAGAAUUGGAAACUCUUAGAGGGGAGAAAGUUCAUAUAAGCAAUCAACAAAUCAAACAGGGAGAUCACUUUGAGAUCAGAGGAAUUACUGCUGCUCAGGCCGAUGUUGAUGUAACCUUCCGGCUGUCAAGCUUGGAUACGGCCGAGCAAUUUGAUCCUAGUUGGGUUAACGCACAAGCAUUAUGUGGCCAAAAAGGCUCGACAGUUCAAGGCGGGAUUGGUCCAUUUGGGUUGUUGACACUAGCUUCUGAAAAUCUAGAAGAAUAUACUCCUGUCUUCUUUAGAGUUUUCAAAGCUUCAGAGGGGCAUGUAGUUCUCAUGUGCUCUGAUGCAAGAAGUUCCUCUUUGAGACGUGAGCUAUAUCGACCAUCAUUUGCAGGCUUCGUAAACGUGGAUUUAGCAGACGGGAAGCUUUCUCUUAGGAGUUUGAUUGAUCAUUCCGUCGUGGAAAGUUAUGGAGCAGGAGGAAAAACAUGCAUCACAUCAAGGGUUUAUCCCACACUUGCAGUCUUCCAAGAUGCUCACUUAUACGCAUUUAACAACGGGUCAGAGACUGUUACCAUUGAGAAUCUAAAUGUAUGGAGCAUGAAAAGCGCUCAAAUAAGCUAAACGGAGAGAAUGAUAAAGAAGUGACAAAAAAGAAUAGUGUGAGCAGGUAGAAGCGCAUGGGAAAAGAAUAAAUAAUCAUAUAUUAGGUCGUUAAUGCAGGUUUGUGGGUGGGUUAUAGAUCCAUGCCAGUAUUGUGGAUGUCUUUAGUUUUAUGUAGCUCCAAUGCAUUUGGUAUGUAAUUUGCUGAGAAAUUACUUCGGAACUAGUGAGUGCAUGAUAUUGCAAAUCAUUAGAUUGGUAUUUAUUAUAUUUGUUUCUCCAAUUUCUUUUUGGCUCUGGUCAAAUUCUACUAAUUCCUGGCCCUAAUCUACCGGCCGAUAUAUGAAAAUGAGUCUCUUACU